Messenger RNA from Durio zibethinus, 2170 nucleotides. Its product is annotated as sterol 14-demethylase-like. Gene Ontology annotation, molecular function: monooxygenase activity; oxidoreductase activity, acting on paired donors, with incorporation or reduction of molecular oxygen; heme binding. NCBI's taxonomy places the organism in Eukaryota, Viridiplantae, Streptophyta, Magnoliopsida, Malvales, Malvaceae. The record is from RefSeq and is a predicted model, not a curated record.
GCCCACUAGUCCUGACAGAACCAGAAGCAGUUCAUAAAUUUUAGCCUAAAUUCGUUCCUUUCUUUAAAUUCCGACUUCUCACGUGUUAUCCUAUGCUACGAAACAAAGUAACAGGAUUAUAAAUAAGUUUACUCAUCCAAUUAUAUGCCGACACGUCAACAUCAAAACAGCCACUUGGAGACCCACGGUUUUUACCAGCGCCAACGCAACUCGCCGGCUCGAAUCAAGCUCGGUUCGAUUAUAAAACAGUGCUUACUCUCACUAAUCGUAAUCUGCCUUUAAAACCAACUCCUGAUCCGAUCGUCUAUUAUGCCUACACUUACCCUGAUUUUGAAUCUCAAAUCAGGUUGUGGAAUGCUGGACUCAAUUUAGUCAAACUAUUGACUCAAGAGAGUGUUGAUUAAAGAUUCUUCUGCGCAGCUAAACUUUCUUCUUAAGCUUCAUAAUUCUUAAUUUUCUUUGAUUUUCAGCUGAGAGCUGAUAGAAAAUUAUCAAAACAUUGCCGCCAUGGAAGUAAAUGACAAGAUUUUGAACAUGGGUAUUCUCAUAGGAGCCACCCUUGUAGUGGCCAAGCUCAUAUCUUUCCUCAUAAUGCCUAGAUCUAAGAAGCGGGUGCCACCAGUAGUCAAAACCUGGCCGGUACUUGGUGGCCUCCUUCGAUUCAUGAAAGGGCCAAUCGUGAUGCUCCGGGAGGAGUACCCAAAGCUUGGCAGUGUUUUCACGUUGAACUUGUUUAGCAAGAAGAUAACUUUCUUGAUUGGGCCUGAGGUUUCAGCACACUUCUUUAAGGCUUCAGAAUCAGACCUCAGCCAACAGGAAGUUUAUCAGUUCAAUGUGCCUACUUUCGGCCCCGGUGUGGUUUUUGAUGUGGAUUACACAAUAAGGCAAGAGCAGUUCCGGUUCUUUACGGAAGCCCUUAGAGUUAAUAAACUUAAGGGUUAUGUGGAUCAGAUGGUUACAGAAGCUGAGGACUACUUCUCAAAAUGGGGGGAUAGUGGUGAGGUGGACCUUAAGUAUGAGCUGGAGCAUCUCAUCAUCUUGACUGCUAGUAGGUGUCUCUUGGGUCGAGAAGUACGUGAUAAGCUUUUUGAUGAUGUCUCUGUACUCUUCCAUGAUCUUGACAAUGGCAUGCUCCCUAUCAGUGUUAUCUUCCCUUACCUGCCUAUCCCUGCUCAUCGCCGUCGUGACCGAGCUCGAAAGAAGCUUGCAGAAAUAUUUGCAAAUAUCAUAGCUACCCGUAAAAGUUCUGGCAAGUCAGAGAAUGACAUGUUGCAAUGUUUCAUUGAAUCUAAGUAUAAAGAUGGUCGCCCAACUACUGAGGCUGAAGUAACUGGCUUGCUCAUUGCCGCUCUCUUUGCUGGGCAGCAUACCAGUUCCAUCACCUCUACUUGGACUGGUGCCUAUCUACUCUGUAACAAGGAGUUCCUUUCUGCUGUGCUGGAGGAGCAGAAACAACUAAUGCAAAAGCAUGGAAGCAAGGUUGAUCAUGAUAUCUUAUCUGAGAUGGACACCCUCUAUCGGUGCAUUAAGGAAGCCCUGAGACUUCAUCCUCCACUGAUUAUGCUUCUACGCAGCUCACACAGUGAUUUUAGUGUAAAAACCCGAGAUGGGAAAGAAUAUGACAUCCCGAAGGGUCACAUUGUCGCAACAUCACCAGCAUUCGCAAACAGGCUUCCUUACAUUUACAAAGAGCCAGACACAUAUGAUCCUGAUAGAUUCUCUAUCGGGAGGGAAGAAGACAAGGCGGCUGGGGCUUUCUCAUAUAUUUCCUUCGGAGGUGGCAGGCAUGGUUGCCUAGGUGAACCUUUUGCUUACCUUCAGAUAAAGGCAAUAUGGAGCCAUUUGUUGAGGAACUUUGAAUUGGAGCUUGUGUCACCAUUUCCUGAGAUUGACUGGAAUGCUAUGGUGGUUGGUGUGAAGGGAAAGGUGAUGGUUCGUUACAAGCGGCGACAGCUUUCGGUUAAUUAGCUAGGUAAUGUUUGUGGGUAACUAGCAGCUUUAAUUUAUUUUAGUCGAAUGUUGUUGGCCUUUUUGUUCUGUGUCAAACUUCGUUUUAUUUGUGUUAACUAUUGCACUCUCUGGAUUCUGUUUGCUAAUAGGUUUCGUCCAUUGCUACAAUAUUUAUGAUUACGUUAUGAGCGAAGUUUGGUGUCGCUGUUCUGAACUUAUG